Acanthosepion pharaonis is the source of this 600-nucleotide messenger RNA. Lineage: Eukaryota; Metazoa; Mollusca; Cephalopoda; Sepiida; Sepiidae. The record is from the annotation of a GenBank genome assembly.
AUGGAUGACAGCAUUUUAGGGGCAGUGCUCCCUAACUUACUUAUUUUCUUUCUUUCUUUCUUUCUUUCUUUCUUUCUUUCUUUCUUUCUUUCUUUCUUUCUUUUUCCAAUAACGACUGCUAUUUACUUAUUUUAUACCAGUAUUUUUUUUUCUUCUUUCUCUCUUUCUUAUGGUCUUUGUUUCUUUACUUCUUUCUUUUUUUCUUUAUUUCUUUACAUCUUUCUGUUUCUUUCUUUGUUUCCUUCUUUGUUUCUUUCUUUCCUUCCUGUGGUCUUUCUUUCAUUCAUUCUUUCUUAUUUUCAUUCAUUCAUUCAUUCAUUGAUUCAUUCUUGUGAUCUUUCUUUCUUGUCGUCUUUCUUUCUUUCUUUCUUUCUUUCUUUCUUUCUUUUUUUCUUUCUUUUUUCUUUCUUUCUUGUGGUCUUUUUUCUUUUUUCUUGUGGUCUUUCUUUCUUUCUUUCUUUCUUUUUUUUCUUGUGGGACUCGAUAGCUGAACAUGUUACAACGAUAUUUCCCUCUCUUUCUUUAUCUAUCUAUCUAUCUAUCUAUCUAUCUAUCUAUCUAUCUAUCUAUCUAUCUAUCUAUCGAGAUGAUCAAACAUAG